AUGAAUGCCGUCAUUCGAAGCGUCGGCAAGGCUGAGAAGGCCUUGCCCAGACGCUUGAUAGCCCCAGCGUACUGGAGGCUUGCACAGGGGCGCAUCGCGGAGACGCUCCCUGCGCAGACGCUCGGCGCAACCCAGACGCACCUACGGUCGCAAUUCCUCCCAAGCCAAAUCGGGGUCUUUGGGGCCAGGCUGAUUCACACCACCCAAAGGCUACAAGACAAGUCGCGCGCCAAAGCCGACGUCAAGGCCAAGGACCCAAAGGUAGCCCAACAGGAACCCAACGCCAAGGAGGAGGCCAAGGAAGACGCGAAGGAAGAUGCGAAGGAAGGCGAUGCGAAGGAAGACGGCCAAGAUGGCAAGGAUGGCAAGGAUGGCAGAGAAAAGGAAGCCAACGCGCCACCACCACCCCAUGGCGAUAAGACUCCCUGGCAAGUAUUCAUGGAAACCAUGAACACUGAGUUUGAGGCUUCAAAAGAGUGGAACGAAUCAACUAAGCAGAUUGGCGCCGCCGCCCAUCAAUUCAGCGAGAGCGACGCUGUCCGCCGAACCCGCGAAGCCUACGAAAAGUCAACCGGUGCUGUCUCGUCCUCCGCAGCCACUGCAAUCAAAUCGACAGCCGGGGCAAUUGGCAAGGGUGCCGCCUGGACUUGGGAGACCCCGGUCAUGAAGGGCGUCCGCAAAGCCGCCAACGUCACCACCGACGCUAUGGACAAGGCCACCAAACCUAUCCGUGACACCGAGGCCUACAAGAACGUGAAAAAUGUUAUUGACGAUGGCAGCUCCUCGCGGUACGGCGGAUGGGUGGAAAAGGAGGAGCGCCGCCGCCGGAGAGAGCUCCGCGUUAAGGAGCAGCCCCAACAUGUCCUCCAAGAGGAUCCCGAGGCUGGUACAAACGUCACUCUGCACAAGGACGCCGCCUGGAAGGAGGCCUGGCGCGAUUUCCGCGACCAGAACACUUUCGUCCAGGGCCUAUUUAGCAUGAAAGGCAAAUAUGAAGAGUCCGAGAACCCCCUGGUUUCGACCGCCCGCAGUAUCACCGACCGCAUUGGUGGCUGGUUUGCCGAAAAUGAGACAGCCAUGGUUGUCAAGAAGUUCCGUGAAAUGGACCCCAGUUUCCAAAACGAGGCCUUCCUCCAGGAGCUGCGCGAAUAUAUUCUACCGGAGGUGCUCGACGCCUAUGUCAAGGGCGACACUGAGACGCUCAAGUUGUGGCUCUCGGCGGCUCAGUACUCGGUUUACGAGGCGCUAACCAAGCAAUAUCUACAGGCUGGCAUGAAGUCGGACGGCCGGAUUCUCGACAUUCGCAACGUCGAUAUUCUGCGCGCCCGCAUGCUCGACCCCGGCGAGGUGCCCGUCUUUAUUAUUACCUGCCGAACCCAAGAGGUUCAUGUGUACCGCAAUGCCAAGACCAACAAGCUGGCGGCGGGCAUGGAGGACAAGGUACAGCUGGUCACCUAUGCUAUUGGUGUCACGCGUGUCCCCGAAGAUGUCAACAACCCUGAAACGAGAGGCUGGCGUCUCAUUGAGAUGCAGAAGAGCGGGCGAGACUGGUACUAG
Cordyceps militaris CM01 is the source of this 1557-nucleotide messenger RNA. Its product is annotated as mitochondrial inner membrane translocase subunit TIM44, putative. The record is from RefSeq and is a predicted model, not a curated record. Gene Ontology annotation, molecular function: protein-folding chaperone binding. Gene Ontology annotation, cellular component: mitochondrial inner membrane. Bases 1 to 1557 code for a protein of 518 amino acids. The transcript has a single exon. Gene Ontology annotation, biological process: protein import into mitochondrial matrix. Lineage: Eukaryota; Fungi; Ascomycota; Sordariomycetes; Hypocreales; Cordycipitaceae.